Molecule: messenger RNA, 2210 nt
Organism: Galeopterus variegatus (Sunda flying lemur)
Lineage: Eukaryota; Metazoa; Chordata; Mammalia; Dermoptera; Cynocephalidae
Gene: TBX22
Product: T-box 22
Exons: 8
Coding region: 365-1561 (398 amino acids)
Biological process (GO): positive regulation of DNA-templated transcription; regulation of transcription by RNA polymerase II; cell fate specification
Cellular component (GO): nucleus
Molecular function (GO): DNA-binding transcription factor activity, RNA polymerase II-specific; RNA polymerase II cis-regulatory region sequence-specific DNA binding
Source: RefSeq, a predicted model, not a curated record
GGAUGGCUCUGAGCUCUCGGGCACACGCAUUCUCAGUAGAAGCUUUAGUGGGGAGACCCAGGAAAAGAAAGCUUCAAGACCCAAGAGAGGAGGUGCAGCCUGAGCUGCAGGAGAAAGAGGGUGGAGAGGAAAAGGAGGAGAGAAGGAGCGGCGCUGCAGGGAAGAGCCAGCAGUCGGAAAAGCGACCCAAGACAGAGCCCUCAGCAACUGCUUUCUCUGGCUGUGGCGGCGACGGCGGCGGCGGCGGAAGCAGCCGCGGAAGUCGGGAAGAGAAAGAUGUUAUUCAAGUGGAACUUCAAGGAUCCGAGCUGUGGAAGAGAUUCCAUGACAUCGGGACUGAGAUGAUCAUUACCAAGGCGGGCGGAUGUUUCCCUCUGUUCGUGUCAAAGUGAAAGGGCUGGACCCAGGGAAGCAGUACUAUGUGGCCAUUGACGUGGUGCCAGUGGAUUCCAAACGCUAUAGGUACGUGUAUCACAGCUCGCAGUGGAUGGUAGCUGGGAAUACGGACCAUUCGUGUAUCACUCCCAGAUUCUAUGUCCACCCGGACUCGCCCUGCUCGGGAGAGACCUGGAUGCGGCAGAUCAUCAGCUUUGAUCGCGUGAAACUCACCAACAAUGAAAUGGACGACAAGGGCCAUAUCAUUCUGCAGUCCAUGCAUAAGUACAAGCCCCGCGUGCACGUGAUGGAGCAACACAGCAGGGUUGACCUGUCCCGGAUUCAGUCCCUGCCCACCGAAGGGGUUAAAACGUUCUCCUUUAAAGAAACUGAGUUCACCACAGUGACAGCUUACCAAAACCAGCAGAUUACCAAAUUAAAAAUUGACAGGAAUCCUUUUGCUAAAGGAUUUAGAGAUCCCGGAAGAAACAGGAGUGUAUUGGAUGGGCUUUUAGAGACCUACCCCUGGAGGCCUCUCACUCUGGAUUUUAAAACCUUUGGUGCAGACACACAAAGUGGCAGCAGUGGCUCCUCUCCAGUGACAUCUAGUGGAGGGGCUCCCUCUCCUUUGAACUCCUUACUUUCUCCACCUUGCUCUCCACCUGCAUUUUAUUUGCCUCCAAGCUCCCUUGGAAUGCCCUGCCUGGAGGCAUACCUUCACAAUAUCAGCCUGCCCUUUUGCUACAAGAUUUGUCCAGCUAAUUUUUGGCGACAGCAACCUCUUGUCUUACCUGCUCCUGAAAAGCUAGCAAGCAGCAACAGUUCUCAGUCUUUAGCCCCACUCAUGAUGGAGGUGCCCAUGUUACCUUCCCUGGGGGCCAGUUCAAAAAUUGGUUCAUCUGAAGGCUUCAAUGGGCAGUGUCUACAAGCACCUAAUUCUGCCAAUCAAAUGUUAUAUGGAUUACAGUCACCUGGAAACCUUUUUUCACCAAAUCCCAUUGACCGGGAAGCCCUUGGUUGCUCUUUCCAUCCUUCCUAUGGCUUUUACAGGUACAACUUCUCUAUGCCAUCUAGACUGGUAAAUGCUGCUAACAAUCUCAAAGUGAAUGAAAACAGUCAAAUAUCUUUUAGAGAAGGCACAUGUAAUCAUGCUCAUUGGUAUCCAGCAAUUAACCAUUGCCUUUAAUGGAACAAUCACAUUGCUAAAACAAUUAUAUGUAAGCACAUAUUUUCUUUAUUUGUAACCAAAGGAAGGUCAACUGCUUUUGGUCUUAAAGAGCUUCAUUACCAGACAGUAUUGCUCUGCUAUGCAUUUAAAGUGCCUUAUCAAAUGUUCAUGAGAAGUUGUUUAUAAUGUCAAAUGUGACUUAUAAGAAUCUCUGGUUAAAGUGGCAUUGGGCCUCAAAAUAAGAUACUCAAAUAUUUGAUGAGAUAGCCCACGAAUGCAAAUUGAUAUGAGGUGAUAGAGUUUCCAAUGAUAGUAAAACCAGUUUACCAUGCCAAGUGCCUUUUACAAAUUGACAGCGACUAAAAGAAAAUGGAUGCAAUUCUGGUGAAAGCGGUGAAACAAUUUCAGUUUUAUCUAUGAAGAUUGGCUUCAUUGUAAUUACCUAUUUGGUAAUUGUAGAAGACAAUUUAAUCAUUUGUUUGCCUUAUACAUUUAUACUCUGCUGCUGAAGGAACUUCUAAUCUCAAUUUUAAGGUUCAAAUAAGGUUACAAAUUUUUAAAUAUUGUUUUUAUUAAUCUUCAUAGCCUAAGGACCAUUUAAUCCUUAAGGAACACAAAGAUCAAAUGAAAAGUAAAACAUUCUAAAUAAUUUUUUAUCUAUUAUUUU